This is a messenger RNA of Fusarium oxysporum Fo47, 672 nucleotides long. RefSeq lists its product as uncharacterized. Gene Ontology annotation, biological process: proteasome assembly. The record is from RefSeq and is a predicted model, not a curated record. The transcript has 2 exons. Bases 73 to 516 code for a protein of 147 amino acids. NCBI's taxonomy places the organism in Eukaryota, Fungi, Ascomycota, Sordariomycetes, Hypocreales, Nectriaceae.
CUGAACCUAACAGCUUGAAUGGGAUUCAAAGCUACAGCUCAACUCUACUAAAGCAUAAUACUUUCUUCAAAGAUGGCGACUGUUGAUGUUAGACAAGACUCUUUCCCUUCGAGAUCUAGAGAAGUUUCAGGUCUCGUGAAUGGCAUAGCUACAGAGAUUACAUCCACCAGUUUCGCUGACAAGAUCCUCAUCACUAUCUCCCAAGAAGGCCGACUUUCACAAUGGAUACAAGUUCCCUUAACAGGGUCAUCAUCUGGAGUUGUUGAGAUGAGUCUGCCCAGCUCAAACAAAGGCCUUCUUCCAUCAACACAUCUCACACCAACAACGCUAUUUGGUGGAGGGGGUGAGGAGCGUGAAACUCUAGGUCAGCUUUACGCAGCACAAAUUGCCAGCCAAAUUUGUCUCAGAUCGCCUGAUGACCGACGAAUACUGGUCCUUGGACUUGGACUUUCCAAAACAGAUCUGGAGCGCGAAGCUUUCUUUGACCUUUUGGAGCUUGCCCAAAAGGUAUUAUGAGUUGGGCGAAGAGGUGCUCCCUAAGAUGCCAGCAAGAUAUACUGUGGCUGUAACAGUCUACCGCCAGUAUCCAAAGAAGGGUUGCAGCGUUUUACACCAAGGUUUAUCAAAAGAGCUUAUUAAAGCUACCAUCUUCAGACACAAAUCACAAUUGAC